Messenger RNA from Lagenorhynchus albirostris (white-beaked dolphin), 804 nucleotides. Its product is annotated as small integral membrane protein 29-like. The record is from RefSeq and is a predicted model, not a curated record. The transcript has a single exon. The coding region runs from base 112 to 432 and encodes 106 amino acids. NCBI's taxonomy places the organism in Eukaryota, Metazoa, Chordata, Mammalia, Artiodactyla, Delphinidae.
CAACCCAGGGCAUUCUUGUUGGGGCUGCAGUGGCGGAAGGGAGCCCAGUGGGGCGCCCUCCGGAGGCACUAUUUCCCACGCUGACUACCCAGUCCUCUGGCUGCUGAUGUCAUGAGUAACACCGCAGUCCCAAUGCCCCCCCAGGUCAACAGUGACUCCAUGGGGGGCCGUGUGUGGGAGCCUUUCUUCCUCAUCACCCUGGCUGGGGCAGUAGGGGCUGUGGUAAUGUACGUCCAGAAGAAAAAGCAGGUGGAUCGGCUUCAUCAUCACCUGCUCGCCGUGUGCAGCUACAGCCCUGCUGAGAAGCUACACAAGGUUGAGCAGGAGCUCCUCUCUGGCGUGGGAAAGGUGGUACAUGGCUGGCAGAGUGACUACCAGCUCAAGCAAAUGCUCUUGCUGGUGUCAAGACACGACCUGACCCCCUUACCCUGAUCUUCAGAACUUUCUGGGCCUGAAACGCCCAAGACCCUGUGAGCUGCUGCUUCCCCUCCAGCUUGCACUCAUCCAGCGCCCCCUGCCGGAUUCUGGGUGUCCAUUCCUCCUCCCACCCGUUCCCAGCAGCAUCUGUUUCGUAAGCCCCAGCAGAGCAACCAGUCCCCACCUUCACCUCACUCCUCUCUAGGCCUUCAAUCUUUGUGGGCUUUAAGCCCACCACACGCUCCCAGGCGCUAAUGGGAAGUUUUCCUUCUGAAGUGGAAGGCUGGCCAAGAGACAGAGCUCUGCCCUUUCUACGGGCAUCACUUUCGCUAGCCCUCCCUGCCUUUGCUUUGGAGUCGUUUCCAUGGUGAUAGGGCCUGAUGUAUA